AUGAGUUGUGCGCUCUCGUUCUUCUGCAACAAAUUGAAAAUUUCUCAAAUAAGGUUUCAAAGUGAAGUUUUAGAAAUUUCAUUUCCAGAUGAUUAUCAUCCGACUGUUGCAGUUCUCCACCAACCAUGUCUAUCCGGGGAUAGGUACUGCUUGCUUCAGGUUUUAAAUCUUGAAUGGUCAUCGGGGGCAGAAACUCUGAGAUGUAUUGGGCGUGUUGAUCUCGCCUUAGCUGGCUCUUUUGCGGAUAUGAUUUUGUUACCAAGUGUUGGAGCAGGGGGUAAUCUUAGUGCUGAUCUUCUUUUAUUGACCUGUCCUGGGCAACUGCAUUUUUUCGAUGACUCCUACCUUUCUAACUUGAUGUCUCAACAUGAGAGAAAACCAUCUGUUUCUGGUUUAGAGUUUCCUACAGUAAUACCAGCAAGAAAUCCAUUGCUGACUUCGGCAAGGCUUUAUAAGUUACCAGAAUGCUCGUCAAAGGACCUCUCAAAGAUAAGUACAGUGGCCAAACCAGUAAUUUCCGUACAUGGUAAAUCAGAUUGGCCCUUGACUGGAGGUGUGCCCUGUCAAUUAUCAAAUACUGAAGAGAGUGUAGUUGGCAAAGUCUAUAUAGCUGGAUAUCAAGACAGAUCUGUGAGGAUGUGGGAUGCGACCCACCCUGUCUUGUCUUUUAUUUUUACAUUGGAAGGACAGGUGCAAGGUAUUCAAGUCGCUGGUUUAACUGCAUCAGUUUCAUCUUUAGACUUGUGUGUUUUCACACUGAAUUUGGCUGUUGGCAACGAAAGUGGCUUCGUGCUCAUAUAUAAUCUCAAGAGCAGGACAACUGACAAAAACUUUCACUUCAUAACAGACUCUAGACACAAAGUGCACCCUUUGCUUUUAGAAGAGGCAUGCCAAUGCAAAGCUAUUUUUUCUCUUUUCAACUCUCCUGUUCAAGUAUUACAGUUUGUGAAUCAUGCAAGCAAACUCACUGUCGGAUUUCAGUCUGGCCAAGUUGCAGUGCUUGACAUGGGUCCACUAUCAGUUUUGUUUUGCUCAGACUGUUCAUGUGGUUCUCUGUCACCUGUUAUUUCCAUUUAUUGGAGAUCAUGCGGUAACAUUGAUAGUACACUGAAAAGCCAAAAGAUUGCGGAAGUGAAUAUGUCGGCCAAUCCUAGAGAUGAGAGUGCAUUUGUAUUGACCAAGGAUGCAAAGAUUCUUAUUAUAGAUGGUGGUAUGGGAAACCGAAUCAGUUCUUGUCCCCUGCUCUUGAAAAAGAAAUCUACUCCAAUUGCCAUGUAUGCUAUAGGCAAGUGA
This is a messenger RNA of Rhodamnia argentea, 1293 nucleotides long. RefSeq lists its product as uncharacterized. The transcript is spliced from 8 exons. The record is from RefSeq and is a predicted model, not a curated record. Gene Ontology annotation, biological process: regulation of exocytosis. NCBI's taxonomy places the organism in Eukaryota, Viridiplantae, Streptophyta, Magnoliopsida, Myrtales, Myrtaceae. The coding region runs from base 1 to 1293 and encodes 430 amino acids. Gene Ontology annotation, cellular component: plasma membrane; cytoplasm. Gene Ontology annotation, molecular function: GTPase activator activity; myosin II binding; syntaxin binding.